Messenger RNA from Lates calcarifer (barramundi perch), 2275 nucleotides. It is a transcript of the gene ubxn6, whose product is annotated as UBX domain protein 6. The transcript has 11 exons. The record is from RefSeq and is a predicted model, not a curated record. Lineage: Eukaryota; Metazoa; Chordata; Actinopteri; Centropomidae. The coding region runs from base 82 to 1404 and encodes 440 amino acids. Gene Ontology annotation, cellular component: cytoplasm. Gene Ontology annotation, molecular function: protein binding.
GUACAAUAUUGUUUUGGUCCUCCUCCUAGACAGCUAGGUGCUCUGUUUCAUCUGCCACAUUUCUACUGACUGCUCAAGGAAAUGAAGAAGCUUUUCGAUGAUUUUAAGAGAGACAUUAAAUUUAAAUCCGCAGGACCUGGAAAAAAGCUAACAGAAGAUACCAGCACCAAGCCGGAGGUGUCGCAGAGCAGCUCCAGUGCCAAGCAGCAGGACCGCUAUGCUCCCAGUGAAGGAGCUCAGAGGGCUGGAGCCGCAGCUCUGGCCAGGAUUGAACAGCAGUCACGGCCGAAGGUCCACACCUCUCACGACGCCAUCAGGAACCAGGUCAAAAGAGAACUGGAGGCAGAGGCAGCUUCAUUGGCUGAGAAAGAUAAGGCAGCAGUAGCAGAGGAAUCCAAAGUGCCAGUGAAAGAUCCCGCCUGUCUUUCAGUGUCAGGUGUGUAUUUCACCUGUCCACUAACGGGGGCCACUUUAACUAAGAGUGAGAGGGAAAUACACAUUAAAGAGGCCAUUUUAAUGCGGUUUGAGGAGGAUGCAGUUGAGGCCUCUGUUAUGAUGAUCCAUACGUUUAACAAAGACAGAGAGAAAGUGAAAGCUGCUGUGGACAUCAUAAGCAAGUAUGUCGAUAAUAUAUGUAAGUGUCCCUCAGAGGAGAAAUACAGGAAGAUUAAACUCAGCAACAAGGUGUUCCAGGAGAAAGUACGUUCUGUGGAGGGCAGUAGAGAGUUCCUGCAGGCCUUGGGCUUCACAAGCAUUAUGCUUCCUGUAGAGGGUCAAGAGGAGGAAGAGGAGUUCCUCGUGCUACCAGAGCAGAGUUCCGACGCCCUGGAGUUGAUGAAGGAGAGGAGGGAUCGUCUUCAGAGAGGAGAGCCGGUCAGAGCUCAGCUGGACAGACAGCCCCAAGCUUUCAGACCCUCUCCCAACGCCCAACGCUUCGAGCUGCCGCCAGAGUUCUACAACCUGACGGCAGAGGAGCUCAAGAGGGAGCAACAGCAGAGGAGUGAUUUGGUGGAGAAGAACGCCAUGCUGCGCACAAAAGCCAUGAGGGAGAAGGAGGAGCAGAGGGAGAGAAGGAAAUACAACUACACCCUGCUCAGGAUCAGACUGCCUGAUGGAAACCUGCUACAAGGCACCUUUUAUGCGUGGGACCGGCUGCCUGUGUUGUUUGGGUUUGUACGGGAGUCCCUGGUGGACGGCUGGCAGCCAUUUGAGCUCAUUGCUCCUGGAGGUCAGAAACUAGAGGAGGCUGAGGAAGUCGCUCUCGCAGAGCGUAACUUGGUCCCUGCAGCUCUGCUCACUUUUGCCUGGGAUGCAGCUGUGCAGGCAGAUAUUGCAGCUGCAGGUGGGAAGAGCCCCACCCUUCUCAAACCAGAGCUGCUGGAAACCAUUCGAACCCUGAACUGAGCAGACGUGCCCCUGAACUCUCCGUGCUACCUUCCUCCCUGGCACAACAGCGGUGAAAUUGCUCCUUACAAACAACUAGUGAUGUGUAUUUUUACAAAUGCUAACUUAAGUCAUUAGCAGUGAUAGACUAGGGGCAACUUCACCCUGACGCGCUUGUUUUGCUGAGCAUCCCCUUAUCUCUCCGCUGUGGGGAUAAUGUCCCCCUACAGUCUAUCUCAGCAGCACAUUCUGUUGAAAGACGCACUGCUAACAGAUUUAAGGAGAAAGCAAGGGACAAGUGUUGUUUUGUGAUGCAUCCUGAAUGUACAUGCUGUGUAGUGAACAGACUCAGUGGCAACAGUCCUCUGUGCUCUACCCCACAGUCAACCAGUCAGGUAUACUUCAUGUGGCAUGUUGAGAGACCUUGUUUUAACUGUGUCACCUUUUCCUCCUGAUUUUGUUUCAAGGUAAACAGUCUAUCUUGCUUACAUAACAGUUACAUUAUAUAGAGUGUACAUCUUUGACUGCACAGUCACUUAGAAGAAAAUCAACAAUAGUGAAGGCAAGUAAAGCUGGUCAGGUACUAUUGUUGAAUCAUACUUAGUAUCUCAGCACCUACAGUAGGUCCUGCUGGGUGUCAGCGCACUGGCUUUACUGGAGAUUUGAAAUACUCUACGUUUUGUUUGGCAAAGUUCAAGGUUAACUCAGUGUUUUGUCUGUCAACUGAUGAAUGGCUGAUCUGAUUUGGUCUGAUAUGAGUCUGGCUCCAGUACUGUAAACAUAAGCUUCUGUCACUCGUUUGUCCUCUUCUCUGCAGUGGCCUUGCACUCCUGACUGUUGUACAUCUGGCUUUGGUGGAUGCUUCAAUAAUUAAAACGUCAAAUGUAGUGAA